UGAGUCGCACAACGAUGACGUAGACCUACCUGUAAGCCGGCUCAGUUGCCGAAGUGUUACUGCGGUUUCCUGGUACAGAAACCAUUCAGGAUUAACUACUAUCCAGUAACUACUACGAUGUCCCAUCAGACUGGCAUUCAAGCUGAUGAUGGAGUUUUACACAUCUUCUCAAAGGCCAGAAGUGGAAAAUACAGAAUUUUGAAGAUUAUUAUAGAAAACGAGAAACUAACAGUUGGUUGCUGCAAAGAAUCUACAAAGUCAUGGGAGCAGGAAUAUGAUUCUUUUGUUCUUCCAUUGUUAGAGGACAGUCAGCCAUCCUAUCUCCUGUACAGAUUAGACACUCAAAAUGCUCAGGGCUAUGAAUGGAUAUUUAUUGCCUGGUCACCAGACAACUCCCCAGUGCGGCAGAAAAUGCUUUAUGCAGCAACAAGAGCAACAGUCAAGAAAGAAUUUGGAGGUGGACAUGUUAAAGAUGAGAUAUUUGGAACUACCAAAGACGAUGUAUCUCUGCAUGGAUACAAAAAAUAUCUUGUAUCUCAAUCAGCUCCUGUUCCUCUUACUGCAGCUGAAGAAGAAUUAAGACAAAUUAAACUUAAUGAGGUGAAAACUGAAGUUGGUGUUGACAGUAAACAUCAAACUCUGCAAGGAGUUGCAUUUCCUGUUCACAAAGACGCACUUGAAGCACUUAAACAAUUUAGAGACAAGAAACUGAACUAUGUUCAGCUUGAAAUAGACUUCCAAAAUGAAAACAUAGUUUUGUCAAGCACAUCUCCAACUGACAUUAAGGAUUUGCCUGGAAGAAUUCCCAAAGAAGCAGCUCGUUAUCAUUUUUUUCUAUACAAGCAUUCUCAUGAGGGAGAUUACCUGGAAUCUACAGUAUUCAUCUAUUCAAUGCCUGGAUAUAACUGUAGUAUACGAGAAAGAAUGCUUUACUCAAGUUGCAAGAAUCCACUAAUUGACAUGGUAGAAAACAAACUGAAAAUUGAAGUCGCUAAAAAGAUUGAAAUUGACAAUGGAAAUGAGCUAACUGCUGAAUUUCUUUAUGAAGAAGUCCAUCCAAAACAGCACGCACAUAAACAAACAUUUGCAAAGCCAAAAGGCCCAGCAGGCAAACGGGGUAUUAAACGGCUUGUCAAAGGACCUGCAGGUGAUGACAACGAAAAUGAUUAAUGUUUCAUCUCUUUGUUUGAUGUUGCAAACAUUCCAUAAUGUUUAUAGACAAAAUUAUUUCCAGUGAGAAAAACAAUGUAUGAAUUACUCUUCUAAAUUUAAUUUGUGAUUUGUUUUAUGCACUUUUAGGUAUACAAAAAAAUAAAACACUAUGGUAAUAAUGUAGGAAUGCUUUAUGCAGUUUCAGUUAUCUGUUAUAUUUAGAAAUGGAUUUUAAAAAAUCCAACAGAAUUCUUGAUUUUAUAGUUUCAUAAUUUCAAAAAUAUAUUUAAAUUAUCAAGUAAAACUGAUUUAUUAUUAUGUGCUGCUGAAAAAAAUGAUUACUUUUAGAAUGAUUUUUAAAGUAAGGUAGACAAAAAGUGAUUCUGAAUAAUGCUCAGAAAAAAUUUAAGUAAAAAUAUUUUUACAAAGUGGUAAAAACUAUGUGCUAUCUGUAUAAGCUAUAAAGGGUAGCACUGUAAUAACAAAGAUACUAACUGUACCCUAUCCUGAAAUUUUGAGAAGAACAAAUUGCAUUCUUUAUCAAAACCUGUGAAUCUUUAAUAAAUGAAACUCAUUUGGGUAAAUAUACUUGUUGACCAUUACAUGGUACAGGAUUACGCACUCUUUCAAGUUGUAAAUAUAUUUUUGCAUAUUUGUAUUUGGAGUUUACCAAAUAAAUGUCCAACAAAUAAAAUGCAAGUUUAAAGUUA
Messenger RNA from Erpetoichthys calabaricus (reedfish), 1862 nucleotides. RefSeq names its product twinfilin-1-like. The transcript is spliced from 9 exons. NCBI's taxonomy places the organism in Eukaryota, Metazoa, Chordata, Cladistia, Polypteriformes, Polypteridae. Gene Ontology annotation, biological process: regulation of lamellipodium assembly; positive regulation of neuron projection development; barbed-end actin filament capping. Bases 118 to 1170 code for a protein of 350 amino acids. Gene Ontology annotation, cellular component: cytoplasm; myofibril; actin filament. The record is from RefSeq and is a predicted model, not a curated record. Gene Ontology annotation, molecular function: actin filament binding; actin monomer binding.